AUGGAGGCGGCGGCGCUGCCGCGGGAGGGCGGCGGCCCGGCCCCGCCGCCCCACGAGCCCAUCAGCUUCGGCAUCGACCAGAUCCUCGGCGGCCCCGAGCCCCCCGGCGGCGGCGCGGCGGCGGCCCGGGCGGCGGGCGAGCCCGACUACGGGCUCUACGGCGGCGGCUACGGCCCCGCCUGCUCGCUCGGCUCCUACAACCUCAACAUGAGCAUGAACGUGAGCGUGAACGUGACCCCCGCGCCCGCCGCGCCGCCCGCCGGGGUCAUCCGCGUCCCGGCGCACCGGCCCGCGCCCGCCGCGCCGCCCGCCGCGCCGCAGCCGGUGCCCGGGCUCUCGGGGCUCACCUUCCCCUGGAUGGAGACCACGCGGCGCAUCGCCAAGGACCGGCUCUCAGCUGCGCUGUCGCCCUUUGCGGCGACCCGGCGCAUCGGGCACCCCUACCAGAACCGCACGCCGCCCAAGCGCAAGAAGCCGCGCACCUCCUUCAGCCGGGUGCAGAUCUGCGAGCUGGAGAAGCGCUUCCACCGCCAGAAGUACCUGGCCUCGGCCGAGCGCGCCACCCUGGCCAAGGCCCUCAAGAUGACGGACGCCCAGGUCAAGACCUGGUUCCAGAACCGCCGCACCAAGUGGAGGAGGCAGACGGCGGAGGAGCGCGAGGCGGAGCGCCAGCAGGCCAACCGCCUGAUGCUGCACCUGCAGCAGGAGGCCUUCCAGAAGAGCCUGAGCCAGCCGCUGCCCCAGGACCCGCUCUGCAUGCACAACUCCUCCCUCUACGCCCUGCAGAACCUGCAGCCCUGGGCCGAGGACAAUAAGGUGACGUCCGUCUCAGGGGUGGCCUCCGUGGUGUGAGGCCGCUGCGGAGCAGAGGGGCCGGCCGGCCCCCCCGCGGGGCCUCGAACUCGUCGGGCGGAGGCGGCGGGCGGGAGGAGCCGGCGAGGUCGGAGCCCGGCACCUCCGUCCCGGCGGCAGGGAGGGGGCUGCCGUUUCCCAGGACGGCUCCCGCACGGCAGCACCCUCCCCGUGCCCGCCCCACGCCGCGGCCAGCCCCCCCUGCGCCCUGCCUUGCCAUCCCGGGGCGGCACACGAGCCCCCGCGGUGGACUCGGAGGCUCUGCUGACCGCCGACUCGAGCGCCGCACGGCCAUGGGCGGCCCUUCUGCCGGGAUCUUGCCGGGGAGCCCGGGGCCGGGGGUGCCCCGAGCGGCGGCCGCCUCUCCCUGCCUCCCCUGACGCCCCUCAGCAGACGCCGGGACCGGGCCAGGCCCCCUGCUCCCCGUGGGGCUGCUCCAGGCCCAGUCCUGUCCGGGGACAGCAGAUCCCGGUGCAGGCAGGGAAAUGGAUGAUGGAGAAUCUGCCGCCCUUGGUAACCGGUCCCCGUGGUGGACUGCAUCGCUCGCAGACACACACCUUACUCGAGUCGGCGUUUGCCAGCUCCAGCUCCCAGCUGCAAGCGCCCCAGCUGGAAGAGGCCUCUGCCGGGCCGGCGCGGCCCCCGCGCCCCUCUGCGGGGCUGGACACAUGGAGCUUGUUUGCUGCCCGGCCUGGGCUCCCGGUGCUCCCCUCUCCGUGCCUGCUGGCUCGCCAGCUCCCCGCGGCCCUGGGCCCGGCCGUGCCGUUCCCGCAGCGACACCGGUGACGGACACGGGAUUCCCGGUCACGGCGGAGGAUUGCGGCAGCCCCCGGGGCUGCGUUGGGGCAGGGGUGCGCGGCGUGCCGGCUCCGCUCGCGCCCGCCUCGGGCCCCGUGAGCCUGCGCUUCGCAGGACUCCCUCCCCUCCUGCCCGAGCUGCCUGUGUUUUGGUGAAGGACUGAACCUUUCGCCUGGCGUGCCUGGAGUUUGCCGGUCCCAGAGGAGGCAGAGGUGUCUGCCGGGGUCUCCAGCUGCAGAAAGCCCCCUGCUCCAGCAGCCUCCCCCCCCGGCCUGUGACCCGUCCUUUCCCACAAUGACACCUGAGUGUCCCCCGUCUCCCGUGGUGGGGCCAGGACCCAGUGCAGACCUCCCCAAGCCGAACGAGCCCCGUCCCCUGCCCUGCUCCCCCCGGGGCUGCAGGACCCUCGA
Messenger RNA from Dromaius novaehollandiae (emu), 2060 nucleotides. RefSeq names its product T cell leukemia homeobox 2 (gene TLX2). Lineage: Eukaryota; Metazoa; Chordata; Aves; Casuariiformes; Dromaiidae. The record is from RefSeq and is a predicted model, not a curated record. The coding region runs from base 1 to 852 and encodes 283 amino acids. The transcript is spliced from 3 exons. Gene Ontology annotation, molecular function: DNA-binding transcription factor activity, RNA polymerase II-specific; RNA polymerase II cis-regulatory region sequence-specific DNA binding. Gene Ontology annotation, biological process: regulation of transcription by RNA polymerase II; animal organ development. Gene Ontology annotation, cellular component: nucleus.